AUGGGCUGUUCUGACGAGGAUAAGCUUGGGUGCGCCUUGUUGUUGCUUGUUGAUGAGGCUCAUUGUUGGGGAGGACAGUCGAGCGUGGUACUGUACCGGAAAGAGGAAUUGGGAUUUUUCCAGAGGAAUUUCAUGGGAGAGCAAUAUCUGGAGGCAAUGAGACGCGAGUUCAUGGAUUUAGUCCAUGAUAAUUUGUUUGUGGGCGAGUAUGAGGCAGAGUUUGUGCAUUUGAGCCAGUAUGUGCCUGAGUUGGUGGCUCAUAAGGUGAGUCGUUGUAAGAGGUGCAGGUUUGGACUAAACCGGGAUAUUAAGUUGUAUCUUGUUGAGAUGGCCCGUGCUUUAGAAGAGGCUUUGAGGGAGGAGCCCAAAGCUGUUGCCACUUGUACUACUAAGAGGUUGUCAAAGCCUGCUAGAGGAUUUGGCCAAAAGGGUAAGAGUGGUUGUUUUGGGAGGGGUGAUGGUAGUAGAGCAGUUGGUCAGCGCGGAGCUACUCGAGGUGGAACUGGAGGUGUUACGAGAUCGUUUAUUCUGAGAGAUGUAGCUAGAGAGUUGGGGAUUUUUGUAGAGACAUCUAGGUUAGGUGUUACUGUUAAGAGUCCACUAGGUGAUAGUGUAGUGGUAGAUCAGGUUUAUCGUUGUCCUCUGAUGGUUCAGGGACAAGUGUUUUCGGUAGAUCUUUUAGAGUUACCGUUCUGGGGGUUUGAUGCUAUCCUUGGGAUGGAUUGGUUAACUGAGCAUCAGGCGAAGGUCAAUUGUGAGGCGAAGUUGGUGACUUUGUGUCGUGCUAAUGGCUUUGAGAUUGUUGUUGUUGGAGAGAGGUUCGAGUUGCUUUCCAAUGUGGUUUCUAUGCUUAGAGCUGAGAAGUUGGUCCGGAAAGGUUACAAAGCUUAUCUAGCCUAUGUUUUGAAUGCUAAUAGUAAGGAAUUGAGGUUGGAUGAGAUUCGUGCAGUCUGUGAUUUUUUGAAUGUUUUUCUUGAGGAGUUUUUUGGUUUACCGCUAGAUAGAGAAGUUGAGUUUGGUGUUGAACUCUAUCCUGGUACAGCUCCGGUGUUAGUUGUGCCCUACCGUAUGGCACUGAAGGAAUUAAAGGAGUUAAAGCAUCAUUUGCAAGAGUUAUUGGAUCGGGAGGAUGAGCACGACGAGCAUUUGAGAGUGGUUCUUCAAGUUUUGAAGGAGAAACAAUUGCAUGCCAAGUUGAGUGAGUGUGAGUUCUGCCAUCUAGAGGUGGUUUUUCUUAGUCAUGUCGUUUCAGCCGAGGGCAUUCGGAUUGAUCCAAAGAAGGUUGAGGGAAUCUUGGAUUGGAAGCCGCCGAUUACUGUGUUUAAGUUAACUGAUGCAAGGCAGAAGAGUUUUGAGAAGCUGAAGUCUGUUUUGACCAGAUCACCUGUAUUGACACAACCAAAAUAUGGUAAUGAGUAUGUUGUUUUCAGUGAUGCUUCUUACACGGGAUUGGGUUAUGUGCUAAUGCAGGAGGGAAAGGUAGUUGAUUAUGCGUCGAGGCAGUUAAGGCCGCAUGAGUCUAACUAUCCGACCCAUGAUCUGGAAUCGGUUGUUGUAGUCUUUGCACUCAAGAUUUGGCAUCAUUACCUGUAUGGUGAGAGGUGUGUGAUUUAUACCAAUCACAAUAGUCUUAAGUAUCUCUUUACCCAGAAGGAGUUGAACUUCAGACAGAGGCAUUGGAUUGAGCUGCUGAAGGUCUACGAUUGUGCGACUGAAUAUCAUUCGGGAAAGGCGAAUGUUGCUGUUGAUGUCUUGAGUAGGAAUUUUUUGGUUUACUUGAGGGCGAUGUUCGUGAAGUUGUCAAUUUUUGAGGAUGGUGAUUUGUUGGCUAAGCUUCGGGUGAAGUUGACCCUUGGACAACAAAUUCAAGAAAGACAAUCGUUCAAUGAGAGUUUGGCUCAUCGUAUCUAUCAAGUUGAGUUAGGUGUUCGUGGAGAUUUUGGUCUCAAUGCUAAAGGUGUCCUUUGUUUCAGAGGUCGGAUGUGUGUUUCGUUGGAUCAGGAUUUGAGAGAUAUGGUCCUUACCGAGGCUCAUAGUAGUCCAUAUGCUAUGCAUUCUAGUGGGAACAAGAUGUAUCAGGAUCUUCGGGUUUUUUUAUUGAUGCCCUGGGUUGAAGAAGGAAGUAGCUAA
Messenger RNA from Gossypium raimondii (Peruvian cotton), 2130 nucleotides. RefSeq lists its product as uncharacterized. Bases 1 to 2130 code for a protein of 709 amino acids. Lineage: Eukaryota; Viridiplantae; Streptophyta; Magnoliopsida; Malvales; Malvaceae. The transcript is spliced from 5 exons. The record is from RefSeq and is a predicted model, not a curated record.